CCCUCCCCCUCCCCCUCCGCCCCAGCCUCUACCUGCACCUCUCCGUCUCAGAAGAGUUGGUGGCAGUAAGACGCCGGCAGCCUCAUUAAAAAAAGACGUACCCAUGCAGAUAACACUCCAGGACCUCCUAAAUGUGAAACUAAAGAAGGCCCAAAGCGGCAUGGGGAUAGACAAGAGGAGAUCGCCGUUUGAGAGGCGCAAGGCAUUAAUUACCCUCUCCGACUUGCAAAGCAUCAAUCUGAAAUCCAAAGCCCCAGGACCACAAGCUCGGGUUACAAGUCACUUGAUCACUCCUAGCAGAAGCAGCUUAGAUUUCCGGAAACACUUGAGAAAAGUCGCUAUUGAGAGGAGCCCAGGAGGAACCCCGUUAAGCAACAAAGAGAACAUGGAGACUGGCACAGGACUUACACCCAUCAUGACCCAGGCUCUGCGGCGCAAGUUUCAGUUGGCUCACCCAAAGAGUCCUUCUCCAUCUCUGUUGCCUAAAGGAAGCAGCUUUGAGGAGCAAAGUUAGCAGCGCGUCUCCUGCCUACCUGCAGUUCCCCAUGCUGGUUUUCUGGCCUCUGCUGAUGGGCACUACUAAUGUGGAAGGAAUUUAUUUUUCAAUAAAAUACACUGGGAGCAGGGAGGGGAGAAGAAAGGAUGAUCUUCAUCGUCCUUUAGAGCAGAGCUCACCAUCCCCAGGUGAAACACACAAAGGAAAGACAGUAUUUUUCCCCCCCAGCCUACAUGCUGAUUUUUAUUUCUUUACUGCAGAGAUAGGGAAGUUGUGGCCCUCUGGAUUUGUUGAACUAUGAUUCCCAGCAGCAUCCAGAGAGCAUCCCUCCUUGCUUAACACCAUACUGGCAAAUAUGAGGUUAUCACUAUAAAACACCUUUAGCAUAUAAAAACCUGCAUGGGGAAUUGGGCAUUCCUAACCUUGUUUUAUUUGUAACUUACUUGAAAUGUUUAUAUAUAUAUUUUUAAUUUACUAUUUUAAAGAAGAUUUGGGGAGAGAAACAUUUUUUUAAACUCCCAAGUUCUUAAAACUCAGAAGGGUGGCAGUUAAUCUUGGAAAUUUCAUCUAAAGUGGAUGUGUACACAUGAAUUUGUGUAUGUUUUCUCCAUAAUGAAGAAUACCUUGUUACCUUCUCUUAGAGGGGGAAGUAUAUGUUUUCCUCAAUAAGGGAAAAUGCCCCUUUCUCUGAGGGGGAAAAGUGAAUUGCAGAGGAGGUCUAACAUGCCUUUGUACCGGAAGAGGCUGAAUGUUCAGCAAACCUCAAAUGAGGUUUUUGCUUCUGGUUUGAGAUCCUGAUGCAUGUUGAGUCGUUCCUGACACCCUCUUGGUCUGCUGAGAGAGAAUGAGGUUCUGCCAUGCCGGAAGAGGAUGGAAUCAUCGGCUGGUCAUUCAAACACUCCUUAAACAAUGUGAGUAGCACCUAGAGCUAUUUACAGAGUGUACCACUAUGUACAGAUUGUAUCUGUAAGAUGGAGACUAGGUUCUGGUUGAAGAUGACAGCUAUUGUUUUCAAAGUGCUGACGAUGCUGUGAAAGUGGCUUGUCUGCGGGGGUACAGACUUCUCAUCGGUCCUGCUCUCUUCGGUCAGACUGGGUUUUGAAGAACUCCAGAACUUGUUUAACUGGAGAUUCAUUGAACAGAGGAAAGCUAUUGAAAAAGCCACAGCAGCUCAUCUAAAAAGCUGUAUUGGCAAUCUGAAGAAUUUAUUGUUUGCCUCGAGUCUGCUUGCAAGUGCAUUAAAAGGCAAAGUAAAUUUGCAGGACCCAGAAAGGAAGCUUCAUCUCAUUAGUUUUCCAGGGCCGUUGACAUGCUGCUUUCGCAUCAAGCCCAUGAGCAGCUCAAAAGGGCGCCAGCAUCAAAUUGCCUUGGCAGUGGAAUGGAAGGAAAUGCCUUAACUAGAUAGCAAUCCUUUCAGUUCAGACGCUGUGGUAACCAACUCUUGGUCUCCUUUAGAUGCAGUUGGGUUAGAUCUACACCGUACAUGUAAAGCACAGGUGCUUCCAAAAAACACAAAGAAUUCUGGGAAUUGUAGUUUACCCCCACAGAGCUAUUGUUCCCAGUAGCACAGUUCCCAAGAUUAUUUGUGAGAAGCAAUGUGUUUUAAAUGUAUGGUGUACAAUGUGGCCUUAGUGUUUUGCAGGGAUAUUGUGAGCAUAUGUACGUUGUUGAAGUGCCCUGGGACAAGUGGCGCCAGUUUUCUCCUGAUAUGCCUAGGAUACAUUCCUGUGUAGCUUGGAAUCUUGGAGAUUGUUCGUCUGUGCAAGGACAGGGGCCUUUUAAGAGCAUCGUCACAAAAGUUCCCAGGGAGAAGCUUUUAAAAAAAUUGUGUGUGUGUGUGUGAAGCUUUGUAGAACAAGGAUCUGGACCCUGCGGUCCUGCCAGACAGUGUUGGACUACAACACCCAUCAUUCCAGACCAUUGGUUAAGCUGCCUGUGGAUGAAGGGAGUUGGAAUCUAGUGACACCUGGAGGACCAUAGGCUCCCCAGCUCCACUGCAGAGUAAACAGACACUGUCCAUCUGAAACAUGGAGCGUUCCAGAAAAAAGAUUGAACCUUUUAUGCUAAGGUAGAGAUGGCCAGUAGGCUAAAGUGUUCCUAAAUGUACACGUCUACAUAUGCAUGCUGCAUUAUACAGCUGUAACCCAGCUCACCUAGUUACAAUUAUUUACAAGUUUACACUGUGUUUCUGCAUCCGUUUCUUACCCAUUACUCAUUUUAUUGCUGUUUGUUACGUGUGUCCAUUCAAUCGCUUUGCUGCUUACCUCCUGCACAUUUCAAAGACAAAUAGCUUCUGUAGCUACCUGUGGCACAUUUUGGAGCAACUUGAAACUAUAUAUUGUAAAGCAGCGCGGACUGAAAUCAGUUCAAUAAAAAAAGAAUAUGGCAA
Podarcis raffonei (Aeolian wall lizard) is the source of this 2885-nucleotide messenger RNA. It is a transcript of the gene PRR11, whose product is annotated as proline rich 11. Lineage: Eukaryota; Metazoa; Chordata; Lepidosauria; Squamata; Lacertidae. The record is from RefSeq and is a predicted model, not a curated record. The coding region runs from base 104 to 514 and encodes 136 amino acids. Gene Ontology annotation, cellular component: cytoplasm; nucleus. The transcript has 6 exons.